UCACCGAACAUCAUCCCACUCCAACUCUAACUCUUGUCUCUGUUUUUCUUUUCUUCUUUUUUUAAUUUACUCACUGAUCUUUCUCUCAACUUUCUUGCCUCUCUCUCUCUCUUAUCUGUUCGUUUCGUUUCAAUAUUUUUCCUUUGUUUUCCCGGGACAUUUCCCUUUCUUGUGUAAACUUCUGUGCUAGAAUUUCGCUUUUUAAUCAAAUUUCCUCAUCUGGGUGCAACUGAACUUUUAUCGAUCUUUUUCAGUUCUAUUUUCCCCUGUAAUACAAUGGCGCAAGCAGAGGAGCCUCACCAACAACAGCAGCAUGAGCGCAUGUCUAUGAGCAAUAAUUUCCAUAAAGAUUUGUUGCAAAGUUUCAUGUCUGCGAAUCGUUUCAACCACAAAGUCUCUGAAGAAACGCAAGUAGAAGAUGUUGAGCUAAGCCUUGGACUGUCUUUGAAUGGUAGAUUUGGUGUGGACCCAAGAGCCACGAAGCUCACCAGAUCAUCUUCAAUUCCAGAUUUCAUCAAACCAGCAAAAGAUAAUGGCAGUGCUUUUAUGGUACCUUUGGUAAGUAAAAAUCUUGUAAGGACUUGUUCUCUGCCAACAGAGACAGAUGAGGAGUGGAGGAAGAGGAAGGAGAUGCAGAUGCUUAGGAGAAUGGAAGCUAAAAGGAAACGAUCAGAGAAACAAAGGAUUUUGAAGGCACAGAAGGAUAGAAAUACGGGUUUUGGAAAAGAGAGCUGCGAGGAAGAUGACAGAGAAAAUCACACUAUAAGCAAGAAUCAUUGUCAUCGCCAGAAGCAGUUUGUCAAGAAUAUCAAUGGGUUGUUUGGGGCUGGAGCAGAAGGGCUUUUACCACGAGCGUUAGUGAUAGCACCAUCAUCGCAAGGAUCGAUUGGAUCACUGGGAAGUGGGUCAUCUGGGUCAGAAUCCGAGAGCCAGCCUGUUCAAGGAAUAAAAAAAUGCAGUGAGGCAAGAAGCCCUGUGAGUGUUCAGUCUUUGUCUGAGUGUGAGCAGAAAUUGGUGGUCAGCCCUAAAUCAACAAUGAAUGAAAAAUCGAGUAGACCUGCAGGUGUUGCAAUGCAAAAUAGCAGACCUAGUGAACCAACAGUAAAGAAUGGAGCGAAGGGGAUGGUGAGGAAUUUAAUGGAAGACAUGCCAUGUGUGUCUACAAAGGGAGAUGGCCCCAAUGGAAAAAGAAUAGAAGGUUUUCUCUACAGGUAUAGGAAAGGUGAGGAGGUGAGAAUUGUAUGUGUUUGCCAUGGAAGCUUUCUCUCCCCAGCUGAGUUUGUCAAGCAUGCUGGUGGUGGUGAUGUAGCACAUCCCCUUAAGCACAUAGUGGUUAACCCCAAUCCCCUGUUGUAAUCGUUUCAUGCUUAAGCUUUUUAACAAUGGUAAGGAAAAAGGUUAAUGAAGUUCACUUUUCUACUUUUUCAGUUUCAAGCUUUGUUCCCAGAUAUUACUGUUAUUGAAAAUUUGUCCUGUUGUUGCAAA
Hevea brasiliensis (rubber tree) is the source of this 1485-nucleotide messenger RNA. Its product is annotated as ninja-family protein AFP3. Gene Ontology annotation, cellular component: nucleus. The coding region runs from base 277 to 1356 and encodes 359 amino acids. The record is from RefSeq and is a predicted model, not a curated record. The transcript is spliced from 2 exons. NCBI's taxonomy places the organism in Eukaryota, Viridiplantae, Streptophyta, Magnoliopsida, Malpighiales, Euphorbiaceae. Gene Ontology annotation, biological process: signal transduction; negative regulation of DNA-templated transcription.